Messenger RNA from Sycon ciliatum, 1296 nucleotides. RefSeq lists its product as uncharacterized. Lineage: Eukaryota; Metazoa; Porifera; Calcarea; Leucosolenida; Sycettidae. Gene Ontology annotation, biological process: DNA integration. The record is from RefSeq and is a predicted model, not a curated record. The coding region runs from base 1 to 1296 and encodes 431 amino acids. The transcript has a single exon. Gene Ontology annotation, molecular function: nucleic acid binding.
AUGCGGUUGCAGCGUAGGGCUGUAACACUAUCAGCGUAUCAAUACGAUGUGAUGGUAAAGACGACUGAAGCCAACGCCAACGCUGAUUACCUGUCACGCAUGUCGCUUGAUUCGCAUAGUGUUGAUGUGUGUGAGGUGUCUGAGAUUCUGACGACUCACCAGGAUCAGCUGCCAGUCCUCGCAGCAGACAUCAGUGCAGAGACGGCCAAGGACAUCGUGCUCAAGCAGGUACUGCAGCAUGUCGCCAAUGGUUGGCCCGAGACUGUCCCCUCAGAGCUGAAGCCCUUCCACCGCAUCGCAGAGGAGCUCACAGUAGUGCAGGGCUGCCUUCAGCGAGGAUUUCGCACGGUGGUGCCCAGCACGCUUCAGCCCCGGCUCCUUCAAGAGUUACACAUUGCACACCCUGGUAUGGUGCGCAUGAAGGCUUUGGCAAGGAACCAUGUAUGGUGGCCAGGUCUUGACAGCGACGUGGAGCGAGCCGUCCGAAGCUGCCAUGCAUGCCAAGUGAACAGGAAUCGUGAUCAACCAGUGGAGGUGACACGUUGGCCCAAUCCAGCAGCACCCUGGAGUCGCAUUCACGCCGAUUUUGCUGGACCAAUGGAAGGACGAAUGUAUUUGAUGGUGACUGAUGCAUUCUCCAAGUGGUUGGAAGUGAUUCCUAUGUCCUCCACCACCAGCAAGACGGCUAUCGCAGAGUUCCGGAAGCUGUUUGCGGCGUAUGGUUCUCCUGAUGCAAUCGUGACGGACAACGGCCCGCAGUUCACGUCCGUGGAGUGGAGCAACUUCAUGGCUGAGAGAAGUAUCAUCCACCUGCGCAGUGCACCAUACUUCCCCGCAACCAACGGAGCUGCAGAACGCUGUGUCCAAACAUUCAAAGCUGCCUUGUUGAGUGAGAAGCGUGGUCUACUGUCCUGGACCGAGGUACUGCAGACGUUCUUGGAACGGUAUCGCUCGACUCCUCACGCGACAACAGGAGAAACUCCAUCGGAAUUGUUCCUUCAACGGGAGCUCAAGACCAGACUGCACCUGGUACAGCCGCAAGCCAAGAAUACCACCACCGCUGCCUGCCACCAGCCGCCAGCAAAAGGGUUGGACGAAGGCAGCGCCGUCUAUGCGCGGAUGUUCAACCAGCCUCAGAAGUGGUCAGCUGGCACCGUAUUGCAGCGGAAAAGCACCAAGUCUUUCGAAGUUAAGCUGGCCAAUGGUGUCAUUGUGCGUAGACAUGUGGACCAGCUGCGUGUUCGUGAUCCUGCAACGACUCCUGAGCUUCCCUCUGAUCCUGAGAAGGUAGUGUAG